UAAUGUAUAUUAUGAUAAAAGAAAUAAGGGAAGAAUCGACGAGACGAGUGUUCUCUUAUAUUGAGCUAGCUAGCUUGCGUUGGUGAUCAAGAUCAGAUAUAGUAAAUCUAUAUAUCAUGAGCGCUGAUCAUUCAUCUGCUUCAUACAUCCACUUGGUACAACAUCUGAUAGAAAAGUGCUUGAUUUUCCAAAUGACUAAAGAAGAAUGCAUGGAAGCACUAUCAAAGCAUGCAAACAUCAAACCCAUAAUCACCUCUACUGUGUGGAAAGAGUUAGAGAAAGAGAACAAAGAGUUUUUUGAAUCAUACAAAGAAUCACAAAACAAAGAUCGUAUGACAGAGGAAGAAACUAGUGCUAUGGUACAGAAAAUGAUAUUAUCAUCAUCAGACGAACCAGGUUCAUCCAAGGAAUCAGACAAAUAAUAAUGACAUAUAUAUAUAUAUAUAAAACCUUAAUUUGAGUUCUUGGUUGGCAUCUACCUCUUGUUGCUAUUACAACCUUAAUAUUCCAUCUUCAGAAGAUGCCAAACACAGAGGUAGUAGUAAUAAUUAUAGUAUGCAUUAUGUAAUUUUGAAAAAUAUAUAUAUAUAUAUAUAUAUAUAUAUAUAUAUUAUACUAUGGGUAUGACUUAAAUUCAUGGUUAUCGCAAAA
Molecule: messenger RNA, 651 nt
Organism: Capsicum annuum
Lineage: Eukaryota; Viridiplantae; Streptophyta; Magnoliopsida; Solanales; Solanaceae
Exons: 3
Coding region: 117-422 (101 amino acids)
Source: RefSeq, a predicted model, not a curated record